Messenger RNA from Sinocyclocheilus rhinocerous, 1827 nucleotides. Its product is annotated as GTPase IMAP family member 8-like. The transcript has 6 exons. NCBI's taxonomy places the organism in Eukaryota, Metazoa, Chordata, Actinopteri, Cypriniformes, Cyprinidae. The record is from RefSeq and is a predicted model, not a curated record. Gene Ontology annotation, molecular function: GTP binding. Bases 1 to 1827 code for a protein of 608 amino acids.
AUGGGGCUGCCAGACGACAGCGGUGGAGGAGGCAGGAGCGGGCGGUUGGAUGGGGCACAACAUCUGACUGAUAUAAGGACUGUGAUAGUUGGAGCUUCUUGGGCUGCAAGAAGCUCUGCAGGCAACGUCAUUCUGGGGGAAGAAGCUUUUGAAGUUGACGAUUCAAGAACAACAGUGCGCUGUGCAGUUGGUCAUGCUAAAGUACAUAGCAGACAGCUAACAGUGGUCGACACUCCAGGCUGGUACUAUAACAGUCCUCUUGAAAACACAUCAGAGAUGGACAAACUUGAGAUUAGACGUAGUGUGUAUCUAUGCCCUUCUGGACCACAUGCUAUUUUGUUAACUGUUCCUGUUGCCACAGCUUUUAACAAGUCUUAUCAAACUGCUGUGGAGGAACAUAUGAGUCUUUUGGGGGAAAAUGUCUGGAAUCAUACAAUUGUGCUGUUCACUCGAGGAGACUGGCUUGGCGAUACAACCAUUGAGGAACGUAUCGAGAUAGAAGAAGGACGCCUUGAGUGGCUGAUGGAAAAAUGUGGAUACAGAUAUCAUGUUUUAAAUUGUAAACAGCACAAUAACAACACACAAGUAGUGGAACUCCUUGAAAAGAUUGAAAAAAUGGUGACGGAGAACAAUGGCUGUUAUUAUGUUCCAGAAAUAAAGAGUGAUCCAGUCACUGAGCUUGAAAAGAAGAUGAAAACUGCAAGUACUAACAAGAUGAACGUGAGCAAGCAAAGACAUAGCCUUAAAGAGUUGCUUAAAGAACGAAAAUACAAUCUCAAAGAUGUGAGGAUCGUGCUUCUUGGAGCAGAGGGAGUCGGGAAGAGCACGUCAGGAAACGUUAUUCUGCAAGGAUAUUUUUUUGAGCCCACACUGGGAGAGGGUCAUGAAAUCCAUACAAGGCAAUGUGUAACAAAACAGAGGAAAGUUGAGGGACGUCAUGUCUCAGUGGUGGACACACCAGGCUGGUCCACAUCAACUCUGGAAAAUGCCAAAGAAAUGUUGUGCAGUCUGGAAGUUUGUUCUCCAGGACCUCAUGCAUUCCUGCUAGUGUUGCCUGUAUGCAAGCCUUUUACAAAGAAAUGUCAACAAACAGUAAAGGAGCUCAUGAGCCUUUUUAGAGAGAAUGUCUGGAGACAUACAAUAAUAUUAUUCACUGAGGCACACUGGCUGAAGAAUACACCAGUUGAGGAGUAUAUUGCAUGUGAAGGAGAAGCUUUGCAAGAGUUGAUAAGUAAGUGUGGAAACAGAUAUCAUGUGAUAGAGAAUGACUGGAAUAACAGAUCUCAAGUCAGAGCCUUGUUAAAGACGAUUGAACAAAUGGUGGCAAGAAAUAGAGGUGAAUACUUCACUCUUGAAAAAAAGGCAAGCAAGCCAGCAGUCCUCGGGUGGCUCAGUGGGUCAAAGACACUGACUGAAGAGGAGUGGAUGAAACGUGAGGAUGAACUUAUUGACAGGGUGUUGAAAACACUAGUGGUGGAUCCAGAUGAAAACCCCAAGCAGUCACCUCACCAACUAAAAGGAAGUUUUGAUGGCUCAAUCCCAAAUAGUAUGUUUCUGUUUAUAUACAAAUAUAUAAUGAGUGGAGAUUCUGGAUUUUCUGAUGGAAACAGUGUAUCUGGAGUUGAUGUUCUCAACUCUACUGUUAAAGUAAGUAGUUGGCUUGGGCGUCCAGGAAAUGAUGCAACAUCAUCUGGAUAUGACACCAUGAGCACUGCAUCCAGUACUCAAUAUCAGAAGAUGGAAGAUGUCAAGGUUGAUAUUCCAGUGUCCAGACACCCAGUGGGCACUCUGAAACCUCUGUUGUGCUCGUGUGGGACAAGAUGCUAG